AUGCUGCACAGAAUCCUGCUCUGCGUGGUGGGCUUGGUGUUCCUCCUCUCCCUCUGCAAUGCUGAACUCCUCGUCCGGAAAACCCUCACCAACACCGAGAUCCUCUCCUCGCGAGCUGUUGUGGUGAAGAUUAACAUCUUCAACACUGGCAAGACUAGCGCGUACGAUGUGGAGCUUUUCGAUCAGGAUUGGCUCAAGAACUUCGACGUCAAGGUCGGUAUUCCCACCGCCACCUGGGACAAGAUCGCCCCUGGCCAGAAUGUGUCACACUACUUCGUGGUCCAGCCUAAGGCUGGCGUUGCCAACACCGUUGUGAGGGCUCUCCCUGGCUACGUCCAGUACCGCGAGACUGCCAAGGGUCCCCUCCAGGCACGCCUCUCCAUCCCCCCCUCCCGAAUUCAAUUUCGAGAGGCCCUCGAGGGUGAGGUCCGCUCUGGCUCCCACCUCGCCCACUGGGGCAUCUUCUCAUUCCUGAGCGUUGCUUCGCUCCUCGUGCCUUUCGGCUUCUGGGGCUUCAUCCAGCUCAACUUUGAGGACGGCCUCAAGAGGAAGAAGCUCAACAAGAAGUCCAAGUAA
Messenger RNA from Acanthamoeba castellanii str. Neff, 576 nucleotides. Its product is annotated as transloconassociated protein subunit beta, putative. Gene Ontology annotation, cellular component: endoplasmic reticulum. Bases 1 to 576 code for a protein of 191 amino acids. The record is from RefSeq and is a predicted model, not a curated record. Lineage: Eukaryota; Discosea; Longamoebia; Acanthamoebidae. The transcript has 5 exons.